Molecule: messenger RNA, 518 nt
Organism: Symbiodinium necroappetens
Lineage: Eukaryota; Dinophyceae; Suessiales; Symbiodiniaceae
Source: the annotation of a GenBank genome assembly
GUGUGGUUGCCAGCAACGGUGAUGUAGGGGAGGUGGUCGUCGACAAUGUUGAUGUAGAGGCGGUCGGCGAACAUGUUGAUGCAAAGGACGCGUUAAUGGAUGAUGUGGAUGUAGCAGUAGCGGUCGCCAGCAAUGUUGAUUUAGAUGACGUGGUAGAAGAAGAUGUUGCUGCGGAGGACGCCGUCGCCCAAAGUGAUGCCAUUGAGCGGGUAGCCGUGCACAACAUCGUCGUACAGAAAGCGGUUGCACAAGACGUCGCGGUAGAAGUUGAAGUGAAUCUCAGUGCAGAUGUUUCAGUGGGCAAAGCUGUUGCCGUUGAAGAUGUACUUGUAGAGGAUGUGCACGUACACGCUGAGAACCUCGACCGCACACUUUGGGAGGAUGCUGGUAUGGACAACAUCGUCAGAGACAACGUUGGCCAACGCGAUGGUCGUACUGCAGAAAGCGAGGAUGCCGCGGAGGCCGUUCUAAAAGAAGCUCGCAAAGAGGACACCUUUGUUGAGCGCGUAGUUGCAUAG